This is a messenger RNA of Maniola jurtina (meadow brown), 4083 nucleotides long. It is a transcript of the gene mthl5, whose product is annotated as probable G-protein coupled receptor Mth-like 5. The transcript is spliced from 8 exons. NCBI's taxonomy places the organism in Eukaryota, Metazoa, Arthropoda, Insecta, Lepidoptera, Nymphalidae. Bases 291 to 1775 code for a protein of 494 amino acids. The record is from RefSeq and is a predicted model, not a curated record.
UUUAUUUUCAAUCGUUUGCGGACAAUAAUUGUCGUUUUUUGCAAAUGUUUUUCAUAUUAAAAGAAUAAUUCGCAAAUUAAGUACAAAAUACGAGCUGCAGUAAAGCAAAUAAAUGGAAUAUUAGAUGACUCACCUUUUUCCAGUUUUCUAAAGGUUACAAAGUUCGUAAGAAGAGCAUUUGCGUGCCUUGUGCAAUAGAAAAGUUCAAACAAAAAGUUUAAAUGCACCAUACUUUGGUCUUGUAUGUGGUGUAACAAUUUAAUUGGAUUUAAAUUGGUUAAUAAAUUAAAAUGAUACUUGUUUAUACACAAACAUUAAUAUUGUUAAUAUGGGUAACUGCGACCAGGGCGGAAGUAGGGGACGAUGAUCUCAACGAAGUAUCUGACCAAGUUUAUGCAGUGAAAAUAAAUAAAUGUUGCGAACUUAACCAAAUCAUGGUCGACUCUGUUUGCAGAUUAGUGGAACUGUAUAACCAAAGUGUGUGGGAGCCACAGUUUAAGACUGAAGAUGGUAAGGAUACAACAGUGAAACACUUUAACUAUGUGACUGGAAUACCAGACUGUGCAACGACACAACAGCGACCAAUAUUUGAUUUGGGAAAAUCUGAAGAUGAACUAAAUCUAUUAGAAGAUGGCCGUCUACAGCAUUUGAUACACCAUCAGCACAGUUCUGAUCACAUCAAGGAUGAUCCAUUCAUAACAAACACAUAUAGCAUCCAUGAGGCCAUAGCUAUUCCUGAAGUUAAGGAGCCAUCGUCUUAUAUUCAUGAUCAAGCUAAAUAUUGCAUGGAUAAGAUAUUUAUUACAAGCUCGAACAUAACAGGUCAAUAUGCAUUAGUGUGCAUCCCAGAAGUUAUCAUAAAUUGGAAAGAGACAAGUUUUCUGAUGAAGAAAAUACUGAAUCCACUUUUCCACGCCAUUGCUAUGGUAUUAUAUCUGCUGGUGGCCAUAAUAUACUUUGUGUUACCAACGCUACGUGAUUUGGCAGGGAAUAUAAUAACUACUAUUACUAUGUGCUUGAUAGUCAGUCAAGCUGCCGAUCUGGUUAGGAUAUUCACAGAAUUGAGCAAUCAUGUCAGUUUCAUGGUUACAGAUAUAAUUUUAUACAUAAGUCUUUUGGGAGCAUUCUUCUGGUUGAACAGUUUUGGAUUUUACAUCUGGAAGACAUUUAAUUUGUCUUGCAGGUCUAGAAAUGUCUUCUUGCGUGUAACAGAUGUGCGUAAAUACUGCUACUAUUCAAGUGUUGUUUGGUUCGCUGUUGGCGUGAUGGCCGCUAUGGCGAUAUGUGCACAUUUUCUACUGGACUCUGGCACAAAUCCUUACAAGAAGAUGAGGCUCUCUAACACGAUUAUACUAGAGGAUGUUGAACAAGAAACUAUAGGAUGGCUGGGGAUCGCUGUAUUUUUUACGCCUGUUGCGUUCACAAUAAUCUUCAAUCUUUUCUUUUAUGUCACAACACUUAAAGUUAUCAAACGUAUAAACAUAUAUGGACGGAUACACUACAAGCUUAAAGGAUGUUUCGACCUAUUCAUGCAGCUUUUCCUGAUAAUGACAACAGCAUGGUUGUUCCUUUUGCUAUCCUGGCUGAACUUCGAUGGACUCUUCUACGCACACAUAGUCGUAAAUCUAUUGCAAGCUAUCCUUAUCUUUUAUGUGUGCGUGGUCAGACAAUCGCAUGUCACUUUUUUGUUGAGAAAAAGUUGCUGUUACGCCGAGCCCAUACCAACUGGAGAGUGGGGUGAUGAAAUGACUCAUAUGAAUGGUGGAAAUUACUGAUUGGACUAUGGAAUUCUAAUAGUUGAGAUUUGCGAAUUGCACUACACAAUAUGGUUAGUACUACAUUUAAUUAACAUGCAGUAGGGGAAGGAACACAAUGGCUUAAUUCUAAAUCUAAUUGACACUUUUAAAAGAAGUUUUCAGAGUCCCAGAGGAAAACAAUAUCAUUAUUUUUAGAUCUGUCACUGUAGAUUAAAGAUUUGAUGCCUGAAUUAGCACUCAACUAUUAUACAAGUGGUUGAAAAGUAAUUGGUCAGAAGUAGAAAAACAGACUGAGUAAAUUUUUAUGUGUCAGACAACUUUUACUGCAGUAAUGCUCUUUUCUAGAAUUAUUGUUAUUACUAGAAUCUCGAAUUAUAAUAUUGACUUAUGACGAACUAUCUCUAUUGAUAGAGACUAAUAUGUGGAUGUAUUAUGUAGUGCCUUAUAAAAGACAACGUUAAUCGUUAACUGCUUAAAAGCGCAAAAUUUAUUGGUAUAAAAAUUGUUUGAAAAUCGAUAUUAAGUAGCACUUCUUCUGAACAAAAAGCACAAAUAUUUUAUUGAUAUAAAAAUUGUUGGAAAAUCGAUAUUAAGUAGCACCUCUUCUGAACAUGAUUACAAAAACAUUGUAAAAGUAAAAACUAUAUUGCCAUAUGAUACUCAUUAUAUUAUGAAUUUUAAAUCGCUUACUUGACGAGUUUUAUCAAUACUAAGCUGAGUUUAUCUGGCGCUAAAAUAACAUUAACUUUCACGAAUUUAGGGAUAGGUUUACGAUUUCGCACAUUUUAAUGAUACCAAAAAUAGCACUGUUAUGUAUAUAAAUUUGAUGUACUGUGAUUACAUAGUCAACCGUGCCUUAGAAUAAAUAAAACGAACAGUAUUGUGCAAAGCAAUACAUAGAUCGACGAAAAUAAUCGAUUUACGCGAUCCUAAUCGACCAUUUACUAAUAUUUACGGCUGACACAAGGUUUAUCUUGAUUAGAGAAAAAGUUAUUAUUCAGUUUGUCCAAUCUAAACUGAGUUAAUAGGUUUUUAAUAGAUGGUUUGGUGCUGGUUGCGUAGUAAGAUAUUUGUGUGCGCGACGCAGUGUGCUUUACUUUGGUCAGAUACGUUAUAAUAUCUAUGUAUGUGUGAAUUAUCACAUGAAGAUUUACACCCGUAUUCACAAACGUUGCUAUGAGGUCUCAUAGUGCGCUCGAACGCACAGUGUAGGUUCCACCAAUCAGAUGACUGUAUCACGUCAAUUUACAAUGAUCUGAUUGGUGGAACCUAUGCGUUCGAGCGCACUGUGAGACCUCAUAGUAAUGAUUAUGAAUACUGCCGUUCGAGCAUUUCCACGUGACAUUUUAAUUUAGACACAGCUAGUUGAAAGGCGUUGUUAAAAUAUGUGCUACAGAACAGAAGUGACUCAAUCGCAGCCCUUUCCCAUAAUACGGUUGCCAAUCUCAAUAAGGCAAACCAAGCAAUAGUGCCUACAUAACGGCAAGGGAGAAGGUUUUGAAGCGCAUUUUUGUAACAUAUUAUGUCAAAUGAGAGUCACUAAAUUCGUAUACACAGUCUUGCGCGCACAAAUUAAAGAAUUGCAAUGCUAGUUGCAGAGUUAUUAUUAACUUUAGAUUUGCGAACUAUGUACUGAUGUAUGUACAGUUAAUAUUUCUGAGUGGAAAUAUGUAACACUGCAAGAAUAUAUGAAAAUAAAAUUAGUACUUACCUAUGGUUUAAGAUUAUGUUUGUCUUAAAUUCCGAAUUAAUAUUGUUAAUUUAAAAUUAAAUAAUAAACGAAUUUGUAUAUUUAAUUCAGUUUUAGUUGGGCUCAUAAUUUAAUACUUAAUUAAAAUUAAUCUAAUUUUAAUUCCAUAUAAUUUGAGCUCAUUAAAGAUACUUAAUUAGUCUUACAUGAUUGGGCCAAAAUUAUUUCUAAGUUUGUUUACAGUAUUUUAAUUAGAUUUUAAGUUUUAUUUUAUAGAUCCUACUAUUAAACUUGUAUUAUUUCCCUAUGUUUAAGUAUAAAAAUGUGUAUUUUAACAAUUUCUUGUAUAUUUGGCAAGUUCACAAGAAAACCCCCACAAGGGUGAAAACACAAAAUAUGUAAGACUGUAUUUUUAAUCCCUAUGAUCUUACUGUCCGUCCCAAUGUUUACAAAUUAAAUUAAUUAUUAAAUUAAAAAAAUAGGAUCUACUGUGUGCAGCUAGAUACUAAUGUAAUCAAUUUUUACCUGAUUUUUUUGCUCUCUUGCACUAAUGUUUAACUUGAUCACUUUUACACUUCACUAAAAUAAUAUAAAUGUAGUCAUUUUUAUAUCAGUUAAAUAAAAGCGUGAUACAAU